AUGUCGAUUAAUUCGGACGGCGACGAGCGCGUCGCCUGGGCCGCGAUGCCGGCGGAGCUGCUGCGCGACGUGCUCUCGCGUGUCGUCGCGCCGGGCAUUGACUGGCCGCACCGUCGGACUCUCGUGGCGUGUGCCGGCGUGUGCAAGUCAUGGCGGGAAAUCACAAGAGACUUCAUACUUUCCGCCCCCCCUACCUCCGCCGACCCCGCGCACAUCUUCUUCCCCGCGGACCUGCGCGCGCCGGGCCCGCGCGAGCGCAGCGUGGAGUGCUUGAUUCGGCGGAACCGCAAGACGGGCACGUUCUCGCUCUUCCUGGGGGCGUCGCCAAGCGCCGCGGCGGAGGCGGAGGGGGAGUCCGCGGCGGGGAAAUUCCUCAUGGCGGCGCGCAAGUUCGGAUGGCGGCCUUCCAGCACGGAGUACGUCAUCUCCCUCGACCCGCGCGACUUCUCUCGUCCCGACCACCCCACCGCCGCUGACUCCCCCCACUCCUCCUACACCCCGCACUCUCGCACCUCAAGCGCCACCCACGCCUCGCGUUUUUCCUGUCUCGGCAGCACCAACAGCGCGGCAGCAAGCAGCAGUGCUACCGACGGCAGCAGCGGCAGCGCAGGCAGCGGGGUGGCAGCGGGCAGCGGGGGCGCAGCGGGCAGCGGAGUGGCAGCGGGCAGCGCGUACCUGGGGCGGGUGCGCGCCAACUUCCUCGGCACGCGCUUCACCAUCUUCGACGCGCGCCAGCAGGGCCCGCCGCCCCCCGCGCGGCCCCCCGCAGGCGUCGCCGCGCCCAGCAGCAGCAGCAAGGUGCACCCCAGCGUCGGCACGCCUGCGCCAGCGCCUGCCCUUUCCAAGGGGAAGGGCGGCGGAGGAAGAGGCGCGCGGGGCGGGCGGGAUGAGGGCGCGGGGAGCAGUGAGGCUGCGGGGUCGUUGGCAGGAGCUGGGAUUGGGAGAGGCUGUGAAGUCAGCAGUGGCAGCUGUGGUUGCUGCUGCGCCUGCGCUUCCCGUGGCUUUGCUUCUUCUGCUUGCCCUGCCUGUCCGUCCGCUCUGCCCCUUCACCCCCCCUCCCCACACGCCACCCCAUGCGCCCGUGGCGACUGUGCGUGUAGCCCCACGUCCGUCCUCUCGCCCCCUUCCUCCGCCCAACCACUGCCCGCCAGCACGUCUGAUAGUGCCGUGCCCCUUCCCCCCCUCGCUCUUCCGCCUUCUGCGCUCGCGGCAUCCGCCGACACGCCACCACACUCUAUUCCCCUUGCGCCCACUGCGCCCUCUGCGCCCGUUCCGCCCCCUGCGCCCCCUGCGCCUCUGCCCGUGGCGACGGUGUCGUAUGCCCUCAACGUGCUGGGCACUCGUGGCCCUCGCCGCAUCCAGGCCGUGCUGCACUGCGCGCCAAGCAGUGGGGGCGGACACGUGCCUGGCAGUGGGGGGGAUGCGGAGCAGCGGGGGAGGGAAGAAGAGACGGGGGAAAAGAGUAUGAGAUGUGGGCGUGAGGGGUGGGGCAGAAGGGAAGAGUGUGUGUGUGAUGAGGGGGUAUGCGUAUGCAGUGGACGGGUAUGUGCGUGUGAUGCCAGCCCGAGACAUGAUGUGGCCGGCAACGCUGGAAGGGAUGUCAGGGAGCACAGCGACAUGUCAUGCUGCCACGUGUCACAUCACCAUUCACCCUGUCGGGAGAGACAUGAAGGCGAGGGACACGGGGAGGAGGCAUGGGAGCCAAUGGUGCUGAAGAAUAAGCCGCCCAGAUGGCAUGAGCAGCUGCAGUGCUGGUGUCUCAACUUCAGGGGGCGGGUGACAGUGGCGUCUGUCAAGAACUUCCAGCUCAUUCACGCCACGCCGCACCAGCCCCACCCACCCUCACUGCACCAGCCCCACCCACCCUCACUGCACCAGCCCCACCCACCCUCGCCACUGCUUCCACCAUGUGCCGCCCACUGCUCCUCCCUGUCGUCCUCGUCACCUUCCCUGACGGUGCCGAAACACCACGGCGGGUCGUCGGAACCUGUAGGUGCUGGUGCCUCUGGCAGCGGCAUUAGGAAUGGCGGUGGGGCGAGCAGUAGCAGUGGCAGCAGCAGCAGCAGCAGCAGCAGCAGCAGCAGCGGCGGCGACAGCGGUGGCAGUGGCAGCAGCAAUGGUAGCAGCAACGCCAACAGCACUAUUAGCAGCAGGGGGGGUGAGGCAAGCAGCAGCAGUGGGGGAGGCAGGGCGCAUGAGCUGGGGGCAACAGGCACGUGUGGGGCGGUGAGGGGCGGGAGGGACGUGGACCAGCCGGUAUUACUGCAGUUUGGCAAGGUGGGCAGGGAUGCCUUCACCAUGGACUAUCGCUACCCGCUCUCCGCCUUCCAGGCCUUUGCUAUCUGCCUCAGCAGCUUCGACACCAAGGUGGCGUGCGAGUGA
This is a messenger RNA of Closterium sp. Naga37s-1, 2382 nucleotides long. The record is from the annotation of a GenBank genome assembly. NCBI's taxonomy places the organism in Eukaryota, Viridiplantae, Streptophyta, Zygnematophyceae, Desmidiales, Closteriaceae.